Molecule: messenger RNA, 1086 nt
Organism: Triticum turgidum subsp. durum (durum wheat)
Lineage: Eukaryota; Viridiplantae; Streptophyta; Magnoliopsida; Poales; Poaceae
Source: the annotation of a GenBank genome assembly
AUGGCGUGGAUCACCACCGCUUCCUUCAACCCCUCCUCCCUGACCGGGCCAUACGUCGCCGGCGGCGCCGCCGCCGCCUCCCCACGCUCCUCCGCCUAUCCCGACUGGGUCCUACUCCGCAAGACGGCGCGCAUCUCGGCGUUCCGGAACGUGACCACCGCCGAGGGCCGCACGGCCGAGGGCCGAGCCGUCGAGGCGUCCUUCUGGCUCGUCGACCCGCCGGGCGUCUCCUACUUCUCCGUCCACUGCCCCAGCCUCCAGGAGGACGACUUCUCCGGCGAGCCCCAGGUCGUCUGCGCCGAGGCCGCCUUCGUCCUCUUCCGCGUCAGAUUCAGCUUCCCCAGCGAGAGGCGGAUCUCCACCCACCACUUCGUCUACACGGCCCGCGGCGCUGCGGGGCCGCCCUCACUGCAACUCCUCCCGGUGCCCCCCGGCGUUGAGGACGUCAAAUCCCAUCAGCUUGGCCUCUUGCCGCGCGGCGGCGAGCACUACGCCGUCGCCUUCCUCGAUCGCAAUUGGACCGCCCAAGGUGACGCCUGGCAGUGGCAGUUCGAUGCCUACGUCUUCUCGCCAGAGACAUGUUCCUCGCUGGGCUUAUCGGAGGCCUCGCUGGGCUUAUGCGACCUCCAAGCAGAUGUGGUCGGAGCAAGCACACUGGGCUGGGUUGAUAUCUCACGCGGCAUUACUCUCCUCUGCGACCUGUUCGACGAGUGUCCUGUCGUGAAAUACGUCCCCUUCCCGGCGACAGUGGUUUGCGUCGCACCCUACUACCGUCUCACUCGUCACUCGGCGCAAUGCUUCCACGAUGUCGCCUGCUAUGAGGGUCUGAUCAAAUUCGUCGAGAUAGGCUUCGAUGAACCUGACUGCAUGAUAAAGGGUAAAGGCUGGAGAGCCACCACAUGGAUCAGAAACAUCUCUUGGGGAAGUUGGCGCAAGCACACCAGAGUUGAUGUCGCUAACAUCUCGGUUGACCAAAGAUAUUCUGCUCUGUUGCCUGAGCUGUGGAACCAUGAGACCCAUAAGCUAGAGCUGAAGAAACUGGUUUUCUUACUACCCAGUACCCACCCUGAGCGUGCGCAACGAUGA